AUGUUCCGGACGUCAUACCAACGCGGAUUCCUAACUGUGUUCUAUAGCUGCGGCUCUAAACCAUUGGACUUAUGGGAAGUUCAUAUGCAGAAUGGUCAUAUUGCAAGGCUAAUGGACCCUGAUAUUAAGUCCAUGGUGGUAGAUAUAAGAGGAACUAAUGUAAGCACAGCGUAUAUAACAUGUCCAACGAAUAACAGAACUCUUGGAAUAACAAUGCCGUUCAUGAUUAUGGUGGUAAAGAAUUUGAAAAAAUAUUUCACUUUUGAGGUGACCAUUUUGGACGAAGGCGGGGUAAGAAGAAGAUUCCGGGUAUCUAACUUUCAAAGUACUACACAGAUCUUGCCCAUGUCUACUGCUAUGCCUAUCAGUCUCGCUGACGGUUGGAACCAGAUCCAGUUCAACCUAUCUGAAUUCACACGUCGCGCAUAUAACAAGUCGUUUGUCGAAGUACAAAACAUUAAAGUGAACGCCAAUAUACGUCUCAGGAGAAUUUACUUCGCUGACAGGUUGACUCCUGAUGAAGAUUUGCCUGCUGAAUACAGGAUUUUUCUUCCCCUACCUAGUAAAGUAGGUAGAUACAAAAAGGCUGAAGAAGGAAGUAAAAUUACGGUAAUUAAGCCUGCACCGUCUAAACCGAUUGUGACAUCACAAACUAAGUUGAAAACAACGUCUCAGGUCAGUAUUGUGCAGCUGCCUCCAGCGGUACCUCCUGAAGCAGGUCCCGUGGAAGGUGGUGAGCCACCAGAGACGGUUCAGGCUGAGGUAACUCCUGAGCCUGUUGCAGAGGAGGUUGAAGCCCCUGCUCAGGAGGGCGAAGCUGCUCCGGAAGAAGUUGAAGCGCCUGUGGAGGAAUCAGCCCCUACUGAAGGUGAGGCUGCUGCAGAGGCCGAAGAGGUACAACCUGAAUCAGCCGCAGAGGUACAACAUGAAUUAGCCACAGAGGUACAACCUGAAGCAGCCGCAGAAGCGCAGCCAUAG
Molecule: messenger RNA, 978 nt
Organism: Cydia splendana
Lineage: Eukaryota; Metazoa; Arthropoda; Insecta; Lepidoptera; Tortricidae
Product: cilia- and flagella-associated protein 20-like
Exons: 1
Coding region: 1-978 (325 amino acids)
Biological process (GO): positive regulation of cell motility; regulation of cilium beat frequency involved in ciliary motility; cilium assembly
Cellular component (GO): motile cilium; ciliary basal body
Source: RefSeq, a predicted model, not a curated record